This is a messenger RNA of Paramacrobiotus metropolitanus, 3132 nucleotides long. RefSeq names its product neuropeptide CCHamide-1 receptor-like. The record is from RefSeq and is a predicted model, not a curated record. The coding region runs from base 1606 to 2862 and encodes 418 amino acids. Gene Ontology annotation, cellular component: membrane. The transcript has 7 exons. Lineage: Eukaryota; Metazoa; Tardigrada; Eutardigrada; Parachela; Macrobiotidae. Gene Ontology annotation, molecular function: G protein-coupled peptide receptor activity. Gene Ontology annotation, biological process: G protein-coupled receptor signaling pathway.
ACAGGUGACUUUUCAAAUGAAAAAUAAAAAUGUUAGGGUCUUUCCUCGCAAGCAGUAGCCUUGUACGUAUUUUGUUCUCUUGUACAGUGCCUCAAGGUUCAUUUAUUACACUUUGGAGUAGUUUUCGCGCCCAACUGGUUUUGAUUUGCGAGUUAAUCCGAACAUUUAUAAUUUUGCGUAAUAAAUCCGAUUUUACCAGUUUUUGGAGCACUGCUUGCCACAUGAAAAUUUGAAAAUGGGGUCACUGUCAGUAUUUACGUGUAUAUUGCAUGUCAUCAUCUCUGACCGUGAUGCCUUUUUCAAACCUCUGAUUAAUGGAUGGGUGCCAAAGGACGGGAGUUGGCCAUCGCAGUAAGUGAUUAACACUAUGAACUUAAGUGGACCGGAAUUCUUGUUGGAAGUUAAGGUCAACAUUUACAUGCAAGGAGGAAUACUGAUGAGGACAGUGGUGCGCAGCCAUUUAAGGAUAGUACAGUGCAGAUACUAUAUUAUUGUGUCCAAUUCAGCCCCACGUACUGCACGACGCUGCAGCCUCAUUGGGGCCAGUCGUAACAAUGAUUUUAAAGCAUGUGUUUCCGUUAUAAUGGCUUGUUGACAGCUCUCUUCCUGAAUAAGGCAACGUCGGGUCAGAAAAGGAGCCGCUGAAAAUCGAGUCAUCCGGGCCUUUCUUGUCGAUUUCCGGUCGUAGUGUUAUGCGUGAUCCUUAUUCGUCUGCUCCUUGGCGCUGGCAAUCAUGAAAUCGGCAAUGCGGUACUGUAUUGUACAUACACACGUUGCCCUUGCAUUUCCCUCCGCGUAAAGCAUAUACCGAUAUCGCAUUACUGAAUGGGACUGCCUUGACGUCAUGCUUCCCGCGUUUAGCCAUUUUCAUCCUUGUAUCCUGGCCGAACUUGAACGCACCCCGUUUCUCCUUAGGUGUAAUGAGCUGCGUCUCUUACGUUUUAACUUUUUAAUUUGUUUGAAUACUCUCACGGAUUGGGCACUACGAGUACUGCAGCGGAAAUGCCCAGCUAAACUGUUACGCUUGGAGUAUUCGCUGCACCGGCGUUGUGCAACAGUCUGUUAGCCAGUUUAUCAUUUUCGACACAAGAGUGAAAGCUUCUUGCGAAUGCUUUUCCUGUGGCCGUGUUCUUCCUAGCGGUGCAGAGAAACGCGUAAGCGCAGCGAAGUAUCGUCAUCUGAUUGGGAUUAUACCUGGUGCUACUCACUCAGUCCGCAAUUAUCGAAAAUCGGCUUAAUUGCCGUUAACGUUAAUGUACUAUUAACAAAGCGACCGCACCAGCAUAGCGGGAAGAAUUAGUUCGGCAGAGCGGGACAGGGAUGAUGGCUGGAUGAUGUCAGUGAUAAGGUUGUAAUGCGGAUUUAAAGCAGAUCGCAAUCGGAUUGAAAGAGAAUUAUUUUGACGGCGCCCUGGGUCAGGAAGUCGAUUGUGCGGCGACAUACGUUUAUAUAAUAUGCUCGGAAUCUGUCCUGCCGUUCCCGGUUUUCCAUAAACCGAAUAAGUGAUAUUCCGGCUUUUAGCCAUUUGAUACGUUAGGUAUUCUGGACAGAUGCGCAUCAGAAUAACUCUGACAUUGUGAGAGUGAAUCCAGCAGCACAUUGAAGAUGAACGAUAGUCACUUCUCGUCGGGUGCGUUAGCCGGAGACAUGGACGAUUUACCGCAUGUAGGCAGCAAUAACGUUUCGGUGGAAGUUGUUCCUGAUGGAAAAGAAAUCACCACAUAUGUCGUCAUGACGGUUUUUGUCGCAAUUUUUGUGAUUGGAAGUUGCGGCAAUCUGAUGCUUAUUUAUACCGUUCUCCGAAAUCUCAGCAUGCAAAGUCCUCAAAACAUCUAUUUGGCGACUAUGAGUUUUGCGGAUCUGUUGGUUGUUUUAAUCAGCGUGCCUUUUGCUUCGACCAUCUACAUUACGUCCACAUGGCCGUUCGGACUGGUAUUGUGCAAGUUCAACGCCAUGCUCCAGGACAUUUCCAUUGGCGUAUCCAUUUUUACACUGCUAAUACUAAGUAUAGACCGAUACACAGCUAUUGUUACUCCCUUUAAACUGCACAACAAACGUUCGACCCGUGGAUGCGCCCCGGCAAUCAAAAUUAAAAUCGUCGCAAUCUGGAUCGUGUCGAUCUUGUGCUCGCUGCCCGAUGCCAUUAAUACAACACUGGAAGAGAUAAUGAUGGCGGAUGGUCUUAAUUACCAUGCAUGCUCACCGUAUCCUAACCAGUUGGGCAUUGAAUACCACAUUACACUGGUGUUGUGUAAAUUUUUUGUUUACUUCGUCAUUCCGGUUUCUUUGAUUACCGUGGCGUACGGGUUGAUGGCCCGGCAGUUGCUGUCAUCGGCGGAUUUUCUUCCAUCGUCUGCACCUGGAAACCAACAAAACCUUCAAAAGCAAAUGAAAACGAGAAAAUCACUAGCAAAAUUGUUUCUAGUCAUGGUGCUGCUGUUUGUGUUGUGCUUUCUGCCGAAGCAUAUAUUUCUCAUUUGGUUUUAUGGAGACCCAAAUAGCAUGGACCAUUACAACUUGGGCUGGCAUAUUUUCAAACUGAUCAGCCACUGUCUGGCUUAUGUCAAUUCCUGCAUAAAUCCCGUCACCCUAUACUUCUUAUCGAAAGUGUUCCGGAGAUACUUCAAUCGGAUUAUGUGUUACGCGUGUGGACGUUGUAUACCCGGGAAAUCCGCCGAUAACGAAGAAAAGGAUUGGUUCCGGAGACCCAGUCACACCAUGCACACAUCCAUGCCGGACGUCAGCGGAUACGCUUUGGAAAACCGGCGUCGUUCGGAAAAUGCUAGUUUCCAUAAUAAUCUCAAUAUCACCAUUUCGAAGAACAAUAGCCUUAGUCCGCUUCCAGUGUAUAAUAACACUUAAUUAUAAUGAAUCUAUUGGAAGGUCGUUUCAUAACGGCACAGCUUGAUUAUUUCGUUUAGAUGGAUCUACAUAUAUUUUAUAGUACAUAUAUGCGGCGUUUGUGAAUUUAGUAAGGAUAAAAAUAUUACUGUGCAACGUGUGAUGUCUCGCAAUACGAUUUGCUUGUCAUGCGCGGUAAUAAUUAUUUUUACCUACGGGUGGGAGUUUUGCAAUGCUUUUUCUUCCUGACAUAGGCUGAUUACGAUGUAACAUGGUGGUUGUGGUCAUUAU